Molecule: messenger RNA, 1288 nt
Organism: Glycine soja
Lineage: Eukaryota; Viridiplantae; Streptophyta; Magnoliopsida; Fabales; Fabaceae
Product: 2-alkenal reductase (NADP(+)-dependent)-like
Exons: 6
Coding region: 64-1116 (350 amino acids)
Molecular function (GO): 2-alkenal reductase [NAD(P)H] activity
Source: RefSeq, a predicted model, not a curated record
GUUCUAUAAAUUAAAAGGAGUUGUGCUCCCUUGCGACUUGUGAAUCAAUCAUUCUAUUAAAGCAUGGGAAGCGUGGUAGAAAGCAGAGAAUGGUACUUAGCUGCAUAUUCCCCUCACGGUGUACCAAAUUCCGAUAAUCUGAAACUCCGCACCGUCGCUCUCUCAUUAUCCUCUGAUUCAAUCCCCGACGGCCACGUGUCCCUCCAGAUCCUCUUUCUCUCCGUAGACCCCUACCUUCGCACCAGACUCACCGGCACCCUCGACGGUCUUUACAUUCAGCAAUAUCCACUCAACGAGGUGAUUACAGCAUAUGGAGUUGGCAGGGUAAUAGGAUCUAAAGACAGCAAGUACACGGAGGGUGAUCUUAUUUUAACUCCUUCUGCGCCAGUGGCUGAGUACUGUAUCUUACCCUCCUCUCGUGUAAUUCGAAAAAUUGACGCUGCUAGUGGAAUUUCGCUGCCGGAUUAUCUAAGUGCCUUAGGGGUGCCAGGGUUUGCGGCGUGGGUGGGUAUAGUGGUUCUGGGAGACCCAAAGCCUGGUUCGAAUGUGUUCAUAUCUGCUGCGUCCGGUGCGGUUGGUAUGAGUGCUGGCCAGUUAGCUAAGAUUCGAGGUUGUAGGGUCAUCGGAAGCACUGGCUCCGACGAAAAGGUGAAGCUCAUUAAAGAGGAAUUUGGGUAUGAUGAUGGAUUCAACUACAAUAAGGAAUCAGAUUUUGAUGCCGCUUUAAGCAAAUACUUUCCCGAUGGCAUUGAUGUCUACCUUGAUAAUGUUGGCGGUAAAAUGCUCGAAUCUGUACUUAACCAUGUCAACAAGUAUGCAAGGAUACCACUUUGCGGGAUGAUAUCUCAAUAUAAUAAGGUUUGGACUGAAAGAGAAGGCGUGAGGAAUCUUUUGAAUAUGGUGGGCAAGGAGGUGAGGAUGGAGGGUUUUAUGCUGGAAUCGUAUUGGCAUCGUUUUGAAGAUUUUGCUAAAGAAAUGGAAGGAUACAUAAAAGAGGGCAAGGUUACGUCCAAGAAUAAAAUAAACAUUGGAAUCGAGAGCUUUUUGGAUAGCUUGGCCUCCUUGUUCUCUAGCUCUAAUAUUGGAAAAGUUGUUGUUCAAGUUAAUAAGGCCUAGUAAUGUGCUUGAUCUUGAUCUCAAUAAUAUUUCAGCACCAGAUAUUGAACUCUCUUCCAUAUUUCUGUCCUUUAUUGUAAACUCGUCUAAGAAGGAAUAUGCACGUAAUAAUUGUUGUAUUUUAUAUAUUUAAUUUAAUGUUCUUCUAUAAAAAAAAAUUCAUUAAAUGUUA